Molecule: messenger RNA, 1787 nt
Organism: Owenia fusiformis
Lineage: Eukaryota; Metazoa; Annelida; Polychaeta; Sabellida; Oweniidae
Source: the annotation of a GenBank genome assembly
GGUAAAUAUAUAAACAAGAUAGGUGAUUAUAAACAAUGUUUGUACAUGCAACAUAUUAGAUUAUAUGUUUAUUUUUUACAAUAUUAUUAGAUAUUACACUGUGUUGAUUUUAUAAAUAAAAGGCAUAAAGUGGUAUUAUUAUUUUAUAUUUUCAGAACACUCUCUUGCUCUAUCUCUAUCACUACAGCACUAGGCUUCAGUUCUCAUCACUUCUCAUUUCUUUCAAGGUAAAUAUAGAACAAGCUAUGGCUUAUCAUAAACCAACAUUUAUAUCUCUGACUUUGCUCAUUUAUUUUGCAAUAUUAGAUCUCAUGUGUUUAGUUCCCAUACCACCCAUAUUGUUCUGGCACUUAUUCUGUGCAGUCUUCGGAUUCUUCCUCACAAAUCCCUCCAAUAGCAAACCAAAAGGUCAAAGUAAACUGCCUGAACCGAUAUUACCAUUUUGGGCUUUUUUUAAAUUCAGAACUAAUAAACACCACUCCAGAUCAGUUAGGCCUAUUCCAUUGAGAAAAUGCAUUGUGCGUAUGAACCUUAACAGAAUCAUGAGACUAAACCAGUGGAAAUCAAAGAUCAAAAUUCCUCCCAAACAAGACAAGUCUGAUUCAAUUACCUGCGAUAGUAAACCACGGGUAGGCCUUUUGUUUACAUUAGUAAAGCACACCAAACUAUGGAUUCUGCGCCUAAUCGAUACAUUCAGAGAAAUUAUUUGUUCUCCUAGUGCAGUAUUCUAUCUUGCCCUUGAUGUUUUGAUACUAGGACUUCGCCAAUACAUCAACAGAGACAUUGAUGACACCAAAGAAUUACUGAAAUACAAAUGCUCCUCUUUUGAACACUUUCUCUCGACCAUCCUUAUCUGGAUACUAUUUGUCACUGAGUAUUUUGGAAUGCCACGAGAACUACAAGUCAUAACAAUUUUGAUUUUGUUCUGUGUAAUUCUGUACAGGGCAGUUCUCCAAACGUUUCACACAGAAAUGAUGUGUUUGUUCUUCACAAUUGCAUUAAACUGGGUCUGUCAAAAUGAAUCAUAUGAUACAAUGUCACUCUUUUUUGACACAAUACUCAUAGUAUUUAUCAGUAUUAACACCUUCUACACCCAGAGAAAGAAAAUAUGCCUGUUCUGUAAAAAGUCACCAGGGGCAACAUUUGAAAAUAAAACAUCAACUUGUUCCACCAUCAACUACGACAAGAAUGUUGAAGCUUUUGUUAGAAAGCAUAGUCAGUCAGUGUUAGAUGACAAUCUCGUUGAAUCUGAUCAGGAUAGUAUUGACAUCAACCAGACAAUAAACAGAAACAUAACAAAUACAGGGGGAAGUCGAUGCUGCAUUUUGCACUGUACUAAUGAAGGUAGUCGCACAUUGAAAACGCUGAAUGGCUUGUAUGAAAUUGAUAUUGACCAAAACUUCACAACUGAUGAUGCUGGUUAUGCCUGUUCAAAGUGCGAGUCCUACUUUCUUGAGCUCAUCAAAACCUCUAACAAAUUAGACUCAUUAAUUGAUGAUCUGUCCGUGCCAUUGAAAGAACAAUGUUCAAUAUCCAAGAUGUCACAUUCAAGUGGAGCUGAGAUAAAUGAUAUGCCUUCUCCAGAAAAGGCGCAGCAGACCUCAUUUGAACAGCAAUCAGUUGAUAAACCGUUGUUUGUUACACAAUCAAAUGACCCUAACUCCACCUCCUAUCAAUCUAAAUCAGAGACAGGUAUCUGUGAGAAGUUGCUUAGUCUGCGGAUUGAAUCAGCCACAUCAAGUUUACGCAAAGAUUAUGUAUUAACGGAGCUGUCGGGCAUUUUCUAA